This is a messenger RNA of Triticum dicoccoides, 1730 nucleotides long. RefSeq names its product protein SUPPRESSOR OF K(+) TRANSPORT GROWTH DEFECT 1. The transcript has 8 exons. Lineage: Eukaryota; Viridiplantae; Streptophyta; Magnoliopsida; Poales; Poaceae. Gene Ontology annotation, biological process: vacuole organization; endosomal transport. Bases 114 to 1430 code for a protein of 438 amino acids. The record is from RefSeq and is a predicted model, not a curated record. Gene Ontology annotation, molecular function: ATP binding; ATP hydrolysis activity.
CCGCCCCGCCCCUCCCCACGCCGAAUCCGCCGCCCCCGCGCUCCCCCGGCCUGCCCCCCGCGCCGAUCCGCCGGAAUCCGCCGCAAAGGCGGCGCCUUUCCAGCUCUCCCCCGAUGUACAGCAACUUCAAGGAGCAGGCGAUCGAGUACGUGAAGCAGGCCGUCCAGGAGGACAAUGCCGGCAACUACGUCAAGGCGUUCCCGCUCUACAUGAACGCGCUCGAGUACUUCAAGACCCACCUCAAGUACGAGAAGAACCCCAAGAUCAAGGAGGCCAUCACCGCCAAGUUCACCGAGUACCUCCGCCGCGCGGAGGAGAUCCGGGCCGUCCUCGACGAGGGCGGGGGCGGCCCCCCCGGCGCGCCCAACGGCGGCGACGCGGCCGUCGCCACCCGGCCCAAGACCAAGGGGAAGGACGGCGGAGGCGACGGCGCCGGCGGGGAUGACUCCGAGCAGUCCAAGCUGAGGGCCGGCCUCAACUCCGCCAUCAUCACCGAGAAGCCCAACAUCAAGUGGAACGACGUCGCCGGGCUCGAGAGCGCCAAGCAGGCGCUGCAGGAGGCCGUCAUAUUGCCCGUCAAGUUCCCCCAGUUCUUCACAGGUAAGCGGAGGCCAUGGAGGGCUUUUCUUCUGUACGGUCCACCAGGAACAGGAAAGUCUUAUUUGGCUAAAGCUGUUGCGACCGAGGCUGAUUCGACAUUCUUCAGCAUAUCUUCAUCAGACCUUGUUUCAAAAUGGAUGGGAGAGAGCGAGAAACUAGUUGCUAAUCUUUUCCAAAUGGCUCGCGAAAAUGCCCCAUCAAUUAUCUUCAUUGAUGAAAUUGAUUCCUUGUGCGGUACACGUGGAGAAGGCAAUGAAAGUGAAGCUUCCAGGAGAAUAAAAACCGAACUUCUUGUACAGAUGCAGGGUGUUGGCCAUAAUGAUGAUAAAGUUCUUGUUCUUGCUGCGACGAAUACGCCAUAUGCUCUGGACCAGGCUGUGAGGCGACGGUUUGACAAGCGUAUCUACAUUCCUCUACCUGACGCUAAAGCUAGGCAGCAUAUGUUUAAGGUACAUCUUGGGGAUACACCGCACAGCUUAUCGGAAAGUGAUUUUGAGGUCUUGGGUCGUCGUACAGAAGGGUUCUCUGGUUCCGAUGUUGCUGUCUGUGUGAAAGAUGUGUUGUUUGAGCCUGUGCGCAAAACACAGGAUGCUAUGUACUUCUUCAAGAUAGAUGGUGACAUGUGGAUGCCCUGUGGACCGAAGCAACCAGGCGCUGUGCAGACCACGAUGCAGGAUCUUGCAUCCAAAGGCCUUGCCUCACAGAUUCUUCCACCCCCUAUCUCGAAGAAUGAUUUCGAAAAGGUCCUAGCGAGGCAGAGACCAACCGUUGGCAAAAAGGACCUGGAGGUGCACGAGAAGUUCACCAAGGAGUUCGGCGAGGAGGGUUGAGUAGCACGCCGCCGCGAGAACUUCCUAGUUCGACCCAUGCACAGCCGCACCACAGAAAUGUAUAUUGUUUACAACUUUGAUUUGUCGCGCUUGGGAGUUAGAUCCGCAGAUCUGUACACUCUGGUAGCCCUUACUGUGCUUAACUUAUGGCGAUGGCGGCAGCCUUGUUAUGCCGGGCUAUCAUUGUGCCUCUGUUGUCAACUCUAUUUCAUUUUUACACUCUGUUGUGCUUGGAAUUUUCUGCAAGUGUAUUAUUAAGGAAUAAUAAUGAUUAUUAAGGUGGGUAGUCCUUGUGGUGCA